Stylophora pistillata is the source of this 1281-nucleotide messenger RNA. RefSeq names its product twist-related protein. Gene Ontology annotation, molecular function: E-box binding; DNA-binding transcription factor activity, RNA polymerase II-specific; protein dimerization activity. Gene Ontology annotation, cellular component: nucleus. Gene Ontology annotation, biological process: positive regulation of transcription by RNA polymerase II; axon development; sensory organ development. NCBI's taxonomy places the organism in Eukaryota, Metazoa, Cnidaria, Anthozoa, Scleractinia, Pocilloporidae. The record is from RefSeq and is a predicted model, not a curated record.
AGUAACUUAUUAGAGAUGAAUUAAAAGAUUUCUGUCUAUUAUGUUGAGUGGAGGUUUGUCGACCAAUAGGAAGAAGAGGCAUGCCAUGCUAAUUACUUUUACCACUCGUUGUAGAUGCAAGAAAAGGGUACAUUUUUUUGGUAAAAUAAAUUGUAAGAAUUUGGAAAUCAGAGUGGCAAAACCAAUGCAAAACUUUACGAAGUGCCACCGAACUCCCGUUCGAUCAUCGUGAUGGGAUGAUACUGGUGCAAGGCGAGAAGCGAGGUUAUAUUGAUGCGUCACGAGUUAUCCGGUCGACGCGGAAAAGUUGAGGUGAAAUCGAAGGCAGGUGUGGGCCGUGGAAGCAACCAGCAGACCUGGGCAGUUGAUCCGUUUUUUGUGCGUAACCAGUCGAGUCAUGGAAGGUAUCGUAGACGACCGAACAAAGAAAACCCGAAAAAGACAAAUGUCAAAAGCUAAAAGAGUCCUAGCAAACCGGCGUGAAAGAGAACGUGUGCGAAAAAUGAAUGACGCCUUUGAAGAACUUCGAAGCGCCAUUCCAAAUUAUGAGGAUACCAGGGUGAAAACUAAGCUAGAAUUGCUACGGAUUGCCACAAACUACAUCCGAAGCUUGAAAGAUUACAUCCAGAAUUCUGUUCACGGGCAGGAAGGCUAUAACAUUGCGGUGAACUCCCACAUGUUCCAGCCAGAUUUUGAAAUGGAAAGCAGUACAGCUAAGUCAUUUCCACCUCCGUUCCCAGCUGCGUUGCCACCAGCUUACACCGAGUUACCAAAUCAGUUCCAGUUCCCACAACAGCAUGUGGGCCAGUUUCCCUCAUCAGUGUCAAACGUUAGCAUCUCUGAAAGCUCUCACCAGGAAUUUUGCAACCUUUUGGCGACGAGCCUUGCUGAUUCUCAUUCAGGGGAAAAUUUGCUGUUCAAUCUGCAGAAUGCAGCCUCUACUUUAUGUGGCGAAGGCCAUUGAAGAUGUACAAGAAGCGGACACUCUAGUGCAUCCGUUACUAUAGAGAGAUUAUAACUUCAACCUGCUGUUACCGCUGUCAAGAUCGUCUGAUAAUAGAAAGAGUUUAAAUAGCAAGUUAUCAUGAUCGUAUUGAUUUUAUUUUGAAACUUAGCAAGAUCUUAUUUCACAGUCAUUUGCAUUAAUAUCUCAUGUGUCGUUCUCUUGGUAUAAACUGUGUUGUAUUAUAGUCAAAACCCGUGUGUAAGAACCUAGUAAUUAAGAACCUUUUUGGCAGAAAUUUUUGGAUUUUAAUACCCAAAAAUAUAAGAACCUGUUUA